AUGGAAACCUGGAUUGGGGUCGUGGUCUUCCUGGCCCUCCUUGUACUGUAUGGGAUCUGGCCGUAUCGUUUCUUCAAGAAACUGGGAAUUCCUGGUCCACAGCCUUUGCCUUUCAUCGGCACCUUUCAUCAUUACCGGAUAGGGAUUUUGAAUUUCGACCAGAAUUGUUAUCAGAAGUACGGUAAAAUCUGGGGAAUAUUUGAUGGCCGGCAGCCAGUGAUGGCCAUUCUGGACCCCACCAUCAUCAAAACCAUCCUGGUGAAAGAAUGCUACACCUAUUUCACCAACCGCCGGGACUUCGGCUUGAAUGGAGACCUAGAAAGUGCUCUUUCAGUAGCCAGCGAUGAACAGUGGAAGAGAAUUCGCACCGUCCUCUCCCCCACCUUUACCAGCGGGAGGCUGAAGGAGAUGUUCCCCCUCAUCAUCCAUAAUGGGGAGAAAUUGCUGAAGAAUGUCCAGAAAAAAGUGGACAAUGAUGAACACUUAACUAUGAAAGACUUAUUUGGGGCCUACAGCAUGGACGUCAUCACCAGCACUUCGUUCAGCAUCGACGUCGAUUCCAUGAACAACCCCGAUGACCCUUUCAUCACACAGAUCAAGAAGUUCCUCAAGUUCAGCUUCUUCAGUCCUAUGAUGCUCCUCCUUGUCAUCUUCCCAUUCCUCGUGCCAGUGCUGGACAAGCUCAACUUCACCAUGGCGCCUGCCUCCUUUAUGAACUUCUUCAGCAAUGCGAUCAAGAAAAUCAAGAACGACCGGCAGAGGAACAAUCACAAGCACCGAGUUGACUUUCUGCAGCUCAUGGUGGACUCCCAAGUUUCAGGAGAGAUCUCUGAAGAGGCACAUUCAUAUAAAGCUCUAACUGACAAGGAGAUCAUUGCACAAGCCAUUAUCUUCAUCUUUGCGGGCUAUGAGACCACCAGUUCCACCCUCAGCUUCCUGUCUUACUGCCUGGCAACCCACCCAGAUGUUCAGCAGAGGCUGCAGGAGGAGAUCGAUGAAGGUCUCCCUGGCCAGGCCACACCCACCUACGACGCCAUCCUUCAGAUGGAGUAUCUUGACAUGGUGGUGAAUGAAACUCUCCGGCUGUACCCCCCAGGAGGGCGGAUCGAGAGGGUCUGCAAACACACGAUAGAGAUCAGCGGAGUGACUAUCCCUGAAGGAACCGUGACCAUGAUCCCAGCUUACGUUUUGCACCGGGACCCAGAAUAUUGGCCGGAACCAGAAGAGUUCCGGCCCGAGAGGUUCAGUAAAGAGAACAAGGAAUCCAUCGACCCCUACGUCUUCCUGCCCUUUGGAGCUGGUCCAAGAAACUGCAUCGGGAUGCGCUUUGCUCUCCUGACCUUGAAAGUGGCCGUGAUUGUCCUCCUGCAAAGAUAUUCUUUCCGAACCUGCAAAGAGACUCAGGUCCCCCUGGAACUGGACUCCAAAGGUUUCAUGCAACCCAAACAGCCCAUCAUGCUGAAGAUGGUCCCCAGAGCCCAUGCUGCACCCGAGGAAUAAAGGAAUUAGAAGCACCUUAGAUGCUGCUGGCACCUCCCUAUUCCAUACCUUAUUGCCCUCACCUCACACGGGACUAGGAACUUGAGUAUCAAAGCUGAAAGGGAGGAAGUUGCAGCUUUUGCCUCAAGAUCU
Molecule: messenger RNA, 1632 nt
Organism: Euleptes europaea (tarantolino)
Lineage: Eukaryota; Metazoa; Chordata; Lepidosauria; Squamata; Sphaerodactylidae
Product: cytochrome P450 3A21-like
Exons: 13
Coding region: 1-1500 (499 amino acids)
Biological process (GO): steroid metabolic process; oxidative demethylation
Molecular function (GO): testosterone 6-beta-hydroxylase activity; iron ion binding; oxidoreductase activity, acting on paired donors, with incorporation or reduction of molecular oxygen, reduced flavin or flavoprotein as one donor, and incorporation of one atom of oxygen
Source: RefSeq, a predicted model, not a curated record